Molecule: messenger RNA, 5052 nt
Organism: Astrephomene gubernaculifera
Lineage: Eukaryota; Viridiplantae; Chlorophyta; Chlorophyceae; Chlamydomonadales; Astrephomenaceae
Source: the annotation of a GenBank genome assembly
GCGGGUCAGCGGAUGGCGACGCCGACGCAGGAGCCGGCUGGGGAGGAGGACGGCGGUGCGCGGCUGAGCAUUCGAGCGAGGUUGAAGAGGGAGCGAGAAGCCCGCAAAGUCAUUCAGCGGCAGCUCGACGACUACCUUGCACGACUGGACGCAGCGGAACAGCGCGCUCUUGCAGAAGAGGAGGCCGCCAGCACCUCCGCUGCCACAACCACCACCACCUCCGCAGCCGCUGCAAACACAGCAGCCGGGACUGGCACCGCAGCCGCGAGCGCAGCAGCAGCAGCAGCGUCCGAUGAGGCUUCUGGGACCAUCAGCGACAGCAGCAGCAGUAUUGGCAGCAGCAGCAGCGGAUCUGCUACCGCCGCCGCCGCUGCUGCUGCCAACGUAUUGGUUUUUUCUCAGACAGUCAGCGCUGAGGCGGCAAGCGGCAAGGCUGGCGGGUCGGGUACGGGUACGGGAACUGGCGCGAGCACGAGCGCUGCAGUAGGUACCGGGUUCAGUUAUGUGGACUGGACGCGGCUGUUCAUGCAGCAAGCCAUGCGCAAUGUGGAGCCCAUGUGGAAGAUGCUGCACCCCAAUGACACGCCCGGCAAGGGGCGGCAUGGGGGCGGUUCGGUCGGCAGCAGCGCCGGAGGCGAGGCGACGGCGGCGGAGGGGGCGAUGGAUGAAGAGCCUAUGACGGCGGUCGCGCAGCUUCUAGGACCUGCAGCCGCCAAGGCCUACUACCGGGGCCUGCGGGGUCAGGGCUACACCGGCGGAGUGGCGGGCGCAGCCCUCCCAGCACAGCAUGCAAGCGCCGGGGCAACAGCAGCAGCCACUGCUGCUGUUGGGCGGGCUGGGGAGGCUGCUCCAACGCAGUCGCCGCCGCCGCAUGCAUCGGCUGCGGCAGGACCGGUCAUGCCGGCCCGGAGCAGUGAGCAGGGCCCGGGUCCGGACUCGCCUCCGAGGGCGCAGCGGGGGACCAAGUUUGCGUUCAGUGUGGACGGUCCUGAGACGGUGCAGGAGCGAAAGCUACGAGAUGUGGCCAUGCGCGCGUCGCGUAUCACCCGCGAGCGAUCCAUCCGUACGCGGCAGACCACCUACGAUGCGGAGGAGUUGGACGAGGUGUACGGCACAACGGUUGCCACCCUGACCCAUGGGUCACCCGUGGGCGAGCUGUCUACCGUCACGCUCCACAGUGCCAUGCGGCAGGAGAGCGCGGUGGCUGGGCCCCGCGGCUGCGACCUGCUCCUCGUGGACUGGGAGGCCUACCAGCAGGGCGUGCUGGCGGCUCGCGCAGCGCUGCUGGCUCGCUCCGCCGCCUUCCUGUCCUCGCUGCCCAGGGAGCGGCUGUCGCAGCUCGCGGAGCUGUGCCUGUGCCUCUCAGUGGAGGCGGGAACGCUGCUGGCGCGGCAGGCGGCGCCGCUGGAAGCGCUGGUGGUGGUGCAGAACGGCGAGCUGCACCUGCUCCACGAGACCACCAGCGCCGCCUCCCACGUCCGCACCGCCACCCUCUCCGCGCACGCCUUCAGCCGCACUCGCAACGGUCGUACCCACACGCUGCCGCUGCUGGCCACGCUCAGUCAGACCAUGCUGCCCAGCGCCGCGCAGACGCCCCUCCAUAACACCCCGCAUACCUCGGUACGGCACAUGCACAUGCAACAGCAGCAGCGGGCGCGCACGCCGGGCACCCCGCCGCUGCUGCCCGUGUCGCCGCCGGCGGGGCCGCCGCCGCCGCCGGUUGGCGGACUCGGCGGGAGCGGAAAUGGUGCCCUGGUGGAGGUAUCACUCCAGGGGCUGCCGCUGGGGGAGCUCAGCACGGGCGGAAUCGUGGGGGAGUCCAUUCUGGGGAUGCGAUCCGGACCGCAGGCAGGAGGCGCUGCUGCUGCUACUGCAGGAGGCAGCAACCAAGCGGGACAUGGGAACGGCCACGGCCAGGAUUCGUCGGCCAUGCUGCCAGGCAGGACGUCAGUGGGCGGCGCGGUUCACGAGGUGCAUGCUGGGCCGGUGGCACCGCCGCCGCCUGCCGACGGGCCCAAAUGGCCGGCGACGGUGCUCACGUCGCGGCCUAGCGUGCUGCUGGUCAUCCCCAAGAGUGUGUUGUACAUGGCAGAGUUUGACUUCCUGCGUGGGGAGCUCAUGCGGUACGCCGCGGACCGCAAGGUCUGGCUUGACAAGCGCGUGGAGGCGGCGUACCGUGAGGCCGCGGCGCCGACGGCGCCGCACGUUACGUUCAGCCCCGCGCCGCCGCCGCAGCAGCCCACCACGCCGCAGUCCGCUGCGUCUGCGCGACGAGCCGUCGCGUCCCCAUCCGGCGGCGGCUCUGCGACAGGAAACACGACGACGUCGGGGGCAGCAGCAGCGUCCUCGGCCACGGCGGCGCCACCCGCUGCGACAUCAUCCUCCGCUGCACAGCACAGCGACGGCACUUCUGCAACCACCGGUUCGGACGCAGCGGCGUCUGCAUCGACGUCCGGCGGCUCGGGUCGUGCGAGGCAGACGUCAUCCGCAGGCGGACCUGCCUCAGACCCAUCACAGCAGGCUUCUUCAGGCACCGGCAGCAGUACGACAGGCAGCGCCUCCACAACGCCCACCACAACCAUCACCCGGACCAACAGCGGCGGCGGUCAACGGCAAGUCGCCAGCAAGUGGGAUUUCCUGGACGCGCCCACCUCCGCAUCAAUCUCCGGCGCCGCUCCUCCAUCUCCCAUGUCCACUUCAGGCGCUGCUGCCGGCUAUGAAGCUCAUCAUGCCUCCGCAACCAUGCCAGGCUGCCCCGGAAUGUCGCCCCCCAUGGGGCUUGGCCGUACACACCUUGUAGUGCCGCCGCUACCUCUCGCCGGCCUUGGCGCACGUCCAGGGAAGGUCCGGCCGCUUAGCGCGCAGCCGCGUCCCGGGCCCGUCCGCGUCCCCUCCUUCAGCUACCUCCACUCAGCUCGCGACUACACACCGACCUAUAGCGGCGCAGUGGGUGCGGGCGGCGCCGCCGCUGGGAUGUUUCUAGAUGGCGCCGGUCCGUCCCCGGUGUACCGACCCAUCCUAGAAGACGAGUACGACGAUGACAGCCCGAGGUACGACAUGCCCGCCUGCGCCGCCGCCGCAAGCGAGGGCCCUACGCCCCGCCGUGGCUGCACCCCGCCCGGCGGCUCGCCGUUGCUGCCCGCGCUGGCAAUCCCCAGCUCCCCCUUCUCGCCCUCGCGCAUGGUCACGCCCACGCAUCGUGUAACGGUUACCGGUAGCGGUGGCGUAGCUGAGUUUGAGGGCUUGAGGACUGCUGGCAGCUUGCCGCCGCCACUGCUGUCGCUGCCGCUGCCAAGCCCCAACGGCGGUUCAACGCUCCGGGCUUCCAUCCACGGCGGUGGUGGCAGCGGCGGCGGCGGCGGUGGUGUCCUUACCCCGCCUGGGGGACGUCGAUCUCUCAGCGGAUCAUCCACCACCCCCGGUCUGCCGCCCCCUGUUUCCUCCAGCGUACUCGAUUGCGCAUACCGGCCCUCAAGCCCCUGCCUUGCGCCCCUCAUCACCACCAGCGGCAGCAGCUUCAGCGGUCCUACCGGUCCCCCAAACAGCAGCAGGGGCAAACGCGCUUCGUACUCGGGCUUUGGCGGCCCGGGCGGCUACAGCGGCGACCGGCGUUUCACCAUUUCUGGAGGCGACGUCCUCAACUCCAUGGGACCCAUGCGUCGAAGCGACGUGGGUUCGCUUCCGCCCAGCAGCCCCCGCCCUGUGAUGGUGCCAACGGCGACGGCGACAGUAAUCAUGGCCACCGCAGCAGCGGCAUGCACCUCCCCGGUUCCUCUGGGCUCUUCCGUGCCUGGCCUGGGCGUAUUGGACAUGCUGGAUGGAAGCUGCGCGCCACCGUCGCCGGUGGGGGUGCCCGGCUGUGGCGCCGGCGGCGGCGGAUACUACAGCCGUACUCCGCGCGUCAGCGCUAGCGGCGCCGUAACGCCUCGGCUCGCGGGUGUGGAUUCGACGAGGCAACCCAUCUUGACGGUGAGUGACGGCGCCAGGCGUGCUGCUGCGGUGAUGGGAGCGCGCGUGAGUACUGCAGGAGGUGUGGCGGCGGAGGCGGCGGCGGCUGCGGCUGCAGCGGCGGAGGCGGAGGAAGAGGCAGCGCUAGCCCGGUCGCUGGUGCCUAGGAACCAGGCAGGGACGUUCAUGGUGCGUGAGGGAGCCGCUUCGACACCUGCUAGAGUGGCCGCGACAAGACGCAUUGCCAACUGCUUUUGAAGGGCAGCGGGUUACGAUGGAUGAUGGAGGAGUCACGAGUAUUACCGGUACCGUGUUUGGCCCUUUGGCUGGCUACCGGUAUCAAGAGCCCAAUGAUGGAUAUUUAUUUGUAGGAUGACGGGUUUUGACGUGUGCCUUGCUGUGAGAAGCAGGAUUGGUCAGAUGUGGUCGGCACGUGCGUUGCAGGAAUGCAAGGUCCCGUGCAUGUGUCAGCUUGUGAGGAUUGUACGGCUUGGCAUUGGCUGCAGGCUGUCGUUGGUUCAUUGCAGUUGUGAGAUGUGAGACGGUACUCGGGUUUGGGUCUCCGGCAAGACUGUGUUGUUGCAGCAGUGUCUGCUGACAAAGAGGGCUGUCCAGAAGAGGAUUCAUACACCACUGGUGCGGUCCCGUGCAUUGUUGCGUGCCUAUACAAAGUGCAUGGCGCUAUGUUCGCCUCGACGCGCCAUGUUGCGCGCUAUGUCGCCGUUUCUUUCUGUUAUGAAGAUUCAUGGAGCAGGUUGUGGUGAUAAUCAGCUAAUGGAUGAUGUGAAUUCCUUCUUUGCAUUGUGAGUUUGUGACACCACAGCCAGCAGUGCGCUUACGCGGUCUGCUGGCUUGCCUGAUCGUGUGACUGAUUCAUCCCGUGUAGGCCCUGUGGGAGUCAGUGUGCUGGACAUGAAAGCCAUUGCGUGCGUUCGGCAUAUGUGCCGUUCAGAUGGCGUGUAUUCCUUUCAAUCAGAGACUGUACCGUACUCUGCCGUACUUCGCUGCAGUGCGGCCGAUGCUGUUGCGAGCCAAGGCAUGGUUGGUUGAAUUUAAGCUGCCGUCGUGUUUUCCGCUUUCCUGUGCUGCCAACCGGCUGCAAAC